AUGGAUCUGAGACGGAGACAUUGGUCUUUGUCGGCGAUUUUGCUGUCCGCGUCAUUCGUUACAUUGCUGAAUCCACCGCAGUUAUCGUCGGCGGCGUCGGAGAAUUUGGUAUUUGAGGUUCGAAGCAAGUUCGCCGGAAAAAGUCAAAUAGAUCUCCGAGCUCUCAGAGCUCACGACACUCACCGUCACUCUCGACUCCUCUCCGCCAUCGAUCUUCCUCUCGGCGGCGAUAGCCAGCCUGAGUCUGUCGGUUUAUACUUCACAAAAAUCGGACUAGGAACUCCAUCCAGAGACUUUCAUGUCCAGGUCGAUACAGGAAGUGACAUCUUAUGGGUGAAUUGUGCUGGCUGCAUCAGAUGUCCUAGGAAGAGUGAUUUGGUAGAGCUAACACCUUACGACGCGGAUGCUUCGUCCACUGCGAAAUCUGUUUCUUGCAGCGACAGCUUCUGCUCUUACGUUAACCAAAGAUCAGAGUGUCACUCUGGUUCCACUUGUCAAUACGUGAUUCAAUACGGAGAUGGAAGCUCCACUAACGGAUACUUAGUGAGAGAUGUUAUGCAUUUGGAUUUAGUUACCGGAAAUCGCCAAACCGGUUCCACCAAUGGAACUAUCAUCUUCGGGUGCGGGUCUAAGCAGUCUGGUCAGCUCGGUGAAUCCGUAUCCGCAGUUGAUGGGAUAAUUGGAUUUGGACAGUCGAAUUCGUCGUUUAUAUCGCAGCUAGCUUCACAGAGAAAAGUCAAAAGGUCAUUUGCACAUUGCUUGGAUAAUAACAAUGGAGGUGGUAUCUUCACCAUUGGAGAAGUCGUCUCGCCCAAAGUCAAGACUACUCCUAUGCUCUCUAACUCAGCUCACUAUAGUGUCAACCUCAAUUCAAUUCAAGUUGGUGAUUCAGUUCUGAAAAUUUCUUCGGGAGCGUUUGAUUCGGGAGAAGAGAAAGGGGUCAUUGUUGACAGUGGUACAACUUUGGUUUAUCUUCCCGAUGGUGUUUUUAAGCCGUUAAUGAGUCAGAUUUUGGCUUCUCAUCCAGAGCUUACCUUGCAUACUGUUCAGGAUUCGUUUACUUGUUUCCAUUACACUGACAAAUUAGAUCGCUUCCCACCUGUGACAUUUCAGUUUGACAAGUCGACUUCAUUGACGGUGACUCCUCAAGAAUAUCUGUUCCAAAUUCAAGAAAACACAUGGUGUUUUGGCUGGCAAAACGGCGGGAUGCAGACUAAAGGCGUAGGAGUAUUGACAAUUCUUGGAGAUAUGGCGCUUUCUAACAAGUUAGUUGUCUACGAUAUCGAAAACCAAGUUAUUGGAUGGACCAAUCACAACUGCUCAGCAGGAAUACAAGUAAAGGAUGAACAGAGUGGAGCAAUCUACACAGUUGGUGCUCACAAUCUCUCAUGGUCUUCUUCUUUAGCUGUUACCAAACUUCUUACAUUUGUUUCUUUCUUAAUUCCUUUCCUGUUUAACAUUGCUUUAUAG
Messenger RNA from Microthlaspi erraticum, 1470 nucleotides. The record is from the annotation of a GenBank genome assembly. NCBI's taxonomy places the organism in Eukaryota, Viridiplantae, Streptophyta, Magnoliopsida, Brassicales, Brassicaceae.